UGUUCAAGACAGUGACAGAGGGAAUCGAUUCCUUGUCGGAAACAACUCUCAACAGCAACUUCUUCUUGUAGCUCAACUUGGAAAAGAUGAAACGGAACGCAGCGAAAUCAUCAAAUUAAAACACUAGAAAGUUCGUUUGAGCGACAGACAGAUGUUUGAUUGUGUGCAGGCCAAGACACCAAACAAACCCUAAAGUGUGUUUUCUGUGUGAUGUACUGCUCCAGUGUGGUGUAGUGUGUGAGUAAGAUGUCUUUACAGGAGUAUGAGAGGCAUUACGCCUCUUUAAACUCGGGAGUCUGGAUGUGAAUCGUCAGUGGAAGAUCUUCAACAUCUUACAGUGGAGAAGAGGAGAAGUUACAUUAUAUUCCCAGUCGAGUGCUGGGAAAAGGGGCUUUUGGAGAAGCGACACUGUACAGACGCACUGAGGAUAAUUCUCUGGUGGUUUGGAAGGAGAUCGAUCUGAACAAUCUCUCCGAUAAGAAGCGCAGAGACGUUAUGAAUGAAAUCAGCAUCCUGUCCAUUCUACAGCACAACAACAUCAUCGCAUACUUCAACUACUUCAUGGACAAAAACACGCUGCUCAUAGAGCUGGAAUACUGCAACGGUGGAAAUCUUUAUGACAAAAUCAACCAGCAGAAAGGGACACUCUUCAAGGAAGAGGUUGUCAUAUGGUACUUGUAUCAGAUCACCGCAGCUGUUGCUCAUAUUCAUAAAGCAGGUGUCUUGCACAGGGACAUCAAAACCUUGAACAUCUUCCUCACCAAAACCAACCUGAUUAAGUUAGGAGAUUACGGGUUGGCAAAGAAACUCGACUCGCAAUAUUCAAUGGCUGAAACCUGUGUCGGCACUCCUUACCACAUGUCUCCUGAGCUCUGUCAAGGAGUGAAAUAUAACUUUAAAUCAGACAUCUGGGCAAUGGGAUGUGUCUUAUUUGAGCUGCUCGCCCUCACCAGGACCUUUGAUGCAACGAGUCCUCUGAACUUGUGUGUGAAGAUCGUGCAGGGCAACUGGACCAUGGAGAUCAACUCUGAUGUUUAUUCAUCUGAACUCAUCAAGCUGGUGUAUGAGUGUUUAGAUCAGGACCCUGAAAAACGACCCACAGCCGAGCAGAUAUUAGAGCAGCCCGUCAUCGCUCAUGUCAGACCAGAGCUGGAGGAGAGAGUGGCAGUGCUCAAUUCUGCCAUCAAGAAACCAAAGUUAAGCACAGUGACAGAGAUGUCAGUUGCUGUGGUGACCACCCGCUCACGGGAGGUGUAUUUCUGGGGUGGUGGAAAGUUCACGCCGCAGAAGCUGGACAUGUUUAAAGGGGGCAGCACGCAGCACGUGUGCGCAGGAGAGAUGCAUUUCGCAGUCGUGACAGUAGAGAAAGAGCUGUACACCUGAGCUAGUGUUCAGGGAGGGGCGAAGAUGGUGGGUCAGCUGGGUCACGGUGAUCAGGCCUCGUACCGUCAGCUGCGGCGUGUGGAGCGUCUGCAGGGGAUAGCCAUCAGACAGGUGUCCUGCAGUGCAGAUUUCACCGUCUGCAUCACCGAUGAGGAUCAGAUGUAUAUGUUCGGGUCAGACUACUACGGCUGCAUCGGUGUGGAGAACGAGAUGGGCAUGGAGGUUCUGGAGCCGGUUUUGCUGGAGUUCUUCGAGGAGCGUCCGGUGAAGCAGGUGUCGUGUGGAGAUAAUCAUGUGGUGGCUUUGACUCAGAGCGGAGAAAUCUUCUCAUGGGGAUGUGGAGAACACGGCCGACUCGGUCUCGACUGUGAGGAUGAUUUCUCCUCUCCAAUGCAAGUUGAGGUUCCUAAAGGUGCGUUCAUUGACUGCGUGUUCUGCGGUAGUGAUGGGACUAAAGUUUUAGCAUGUGGCAACAAUGAACUGAACAAACUGGGUCUGAAUCAGGGCAUCUCUGGCAUCAAAAACCACCCGGGGGAAGGUUAUCAGGGGAUACCGUACACCACCACUCUCACUCUGGUCAAACAACUGUCACGUUUCAAGAUCCAGUUCAUCUCUCCUGGAAAAACACACACAGCUGCAAUAGAUGAACGCAGGCGUCUGAUGACCUUCGGCUGUAAUAAGUUUGGACAAUUGGGUGUGAAAGACUUGAAGAAGCAUCAAGGAGUUCAGAUUCUCGUCGGGGCCUUCGGAGGCAAAGUCGUCACUAAGGUGUCGUGUGGAGAUGGAUUCACUAUUGCAGCCACAGAGGAUAAUCAGAUCUUUGCUUGGGGAAAUGCAGGUAACGGGCGUUUGGGAAUGCCCCCUAAUAAAGGCUUCGGCUCAGAGGUUUGUCCGGCUCUUCCUCGUCCCAUUUUUGGUUCCCUGCAUCACGUGCCUGAUCUGUCAUGCAGAGGCUGGCACACCAUAUUCACCAUGGAAAAAGUUCUGAACUCAAAAACCAUCUGUUCAAACAGUAGCGGACUGUCUAUUGGAAGUGGUCAAUGCUCGACCACUUGUGUGGAUCUGGACACAGAGUCACCGACAGAAUCCGAGCUGCGUGAGGGGAUGUUGGGAGGAACCGUAGAGGCUGACAUGGAUGAACGAGGUCUGGAGACCCCCAUAUUCUCCAUGGAUAGCAAGACCAACGAGAGCUCAUGUCCCUCAUGGCUGCGGAAGGAGCUGAUAGAUGCUGAGUUCAUCCCAGUGCCUAAAGAAUCCAGAGACUCCAUCGAUCCGCUCAUGUGCUCAUACACAGAGAGCCGAACGCUGCCAUAUGACGAGCUCGACAAGCUCAAAGCUGCAGCCGCUGCAGCCACUGGAAAAAGCCUGAUGCCGACAACAUGUGUGGAUUAUGAGCGUGUGAACGGGGUUGAGACGGGACAAUCUGAGCAGAGUUGCUGUGGAGCGAGCGCCGAGCUGGAACACCUCAGAGUAACAGUUAACUUCCAGGAAACCCAAAUUCAGCUGUUACAGAAACAGUUCAAUGAUCAGCUGAAAGAGAACGAGAGACUGUGGCGAGCCAUUGAGAGCAUCAGAGCUGGAGCUGAUCGUCACAACAUCAGUAAAAAUCACCACUCCAAUCACGAAGGCUAGUGAGAGAUCCACAUGUGAUCCAGAUCAAAUCUCAG
Molecule: messenger RNA, 3050 nt
Organism: Myxocyprinus asiaticus (Chinese sucker)
Lineage: Eukaryota; Metazoa; Chordata; Actinopteri; Cypriniformes; Catostomidae
Product: serine/threonine-protein kinase Nek9-like
Biological process (GO): protein phosphorylation
Cellular component (GO): centrosome
Molecular function (GO): protein kinase binding; protein kinase activity; ATP binding
Source: RefSeq, a predicted model, not a curated record